GUGUCAUAACGUUGCAUUACGUGGUCUUGCUCUUGCUUGCUUUUCAGUCUUUAAUUUACAUUCAGUGCGAUAACAUAUGCGCUUGCAGUGUACGCUUGGCAGUUUGUAAAACAAUUGAACCAUAUAGGAAAAUGGUCUACAUGUGCCCUCGUUGCGACAAGGAGUUCUCGCACAAGAGGAAAUAUAACAAUCAUUUAAAUACCCACUGUCCAGAUUGUUCUGUUACAAUAAUAAAUGGAAACCAAAUGAAACAACAUCAAAGAAGAAUGCAUCCAGAAAGAGCCACUGCCGUUACAAAAGAUAACCAAAGAAAACAAAUGACAUCAAGGAAAGAAGACCUUAAUGAUCAGGCUACCACACAAGUGGACAACUCCACGUUACCCAGUACGAGUACGGAGAGAAAUGGUAGAGAAACUUUGCAGCCAUUACCAUUAAGCGAUCAAAGCGAUCUAGGGACAAGGUCAUCAGACAAUACAUCACAUCUCAAUACUAGUUCCUCUAAUCUUGUAAAGCCGGCUAAACCCUUAUAUAGGUGUGGGGAUUGUGAUAUUGAAACAUCUUCCAAAUAUCAACACGAGCGUUCGAACCAGCACAAGGAAAAUGUUAGAAAAAUAGUUAAUGAAAAUCUAAGCCUAGUUACCAGUGCCUUUAAAAACCGCAUUGCUACCUACGAAUAUUGGCAUAACAAGAACCACACAGUGACAGAACUAUUUACAGGUGAUGCUAAAGUUUGCCUCAUGAAGCUACUGCAUUUAAAUCGAAUCGAACAUACAGCUCUAAAGUUUAAUAUUGAACUCCAAUGUGAUUACGAAAAACCUGCAGUAAAUAGUGAGCAACAGAUAGCCCAAACAUUUAAUCACAUAACAAAAAUGGUUCUUCUUACCAUGGAUGAUGAUAUUGAGGAAUUGUAUAAUCAGCAAAUUGAUAGCCUUAACAAGGAAAUGUCAGAAUUCGAGCUAACCGAUUCAGGUUGGAGUUUGCAAAGUAUUUUGAAAUUGGAUAUAAAUAUCAAUAAGGUAUCAAUGACCAAGUUGCCGUCGGAUAUUGAGAAACCAAAAACUCAGGGGGCCAACAUAGAUGAGUUAUGCACAGGUUCAUCUGAUAAUAAAACAUCAUCAACUCUACAAUCACAGGAUACUGGUUCCAAUGUCCAAAACAAUGUUGAGGGCUCCUCGUAUAUUGAAACACCAAACAGUCUAUACUCCAAAAAAGCUUGCCUAAACAUUCAAAAUAAAGAUGAGUUCUGCUUCAAAUGGAGCAUGGUAGCAGCAUUGGAUGAAAAGCCUAAAUCGAAUGCAAAUCGAUGUAGUUCAUAUAAUGUCAAGAUCAAUGAGGUUAAGCUGCAGCUACAAACUGGCAUUCUUCUGAAUUUCCAAGGCUUGGAAUUCCCUUUGGCGGUAGAAGAUGUAAAACAUUUCGAAGCUAAUAACCCAGAUAUUAGUGUAAAUGUUUUUGGAUAUGAAAAUGAUGAAGUUGUUGGCCCUUAUUACCUGACUAAAGAGGAGAGGGAGCAUCAUGCCAAUUUACUUUUACUGUAUAACGAGGAAAAGUUUCAUUACAUUUGCAUAAAUGAUACAUCAAGAUUGUUAAGUGGUCAACUACGUAAACACCAUGGAAAAGCUUUUAUAUGCAACCAAUGUAUACAGCAUUUUUCCACCAGCUUACAUUUGGAAAAUCACAAGGCAGAAUGUGCUAAGGUAGUAACUAAGCUACCCGAAGGUGAUGAAGCCUUUUUAAAAUUUAAACAACAUCACCGAAAGCUGGAUGUACCAUUUGCCAUAUAUGCUGAUUUCGAAAGUGCGCUGAUAGAUUUGGGGCCAACAGAGGAAGGAGCGAAAGCAAGCAAACAGAAGCCCAUAAAAAAGCAUGAUCCUUGCGCUUUUGGCUAUUACAUCAAAUGCUCAUUUGAUGCAAGAUUAAACAGGUUUGAGUCAUAUACUGGUGAAGAUGCUUCUAAGAAAUUCGUAGAGUAUAUCAUUAGAGACUGCAAGGAUAUCUACAACAAGUAUUUGAAUCAGAAAAAGAAAAUGAAAAAAUUAACGACUUUGCAGCUGCACCAAUUUAAUGAGAGCACAAAUUGUCACAUAUGCGACCGACCUUUGAUAAAGGAUAAAGUGAAAGAUCAUUGCCACUUGACGGGUUUGUAUAGGGGGGCUGCGCAUACUGAUUGCAAUUUAAAGUAUACGAUUCCCAAAUUCAUCCCCAUAUAUUUCCAUAAUUUCUCAUCGUAUGAUGCCCAUAUGUUUGCCAAAAAUUUGGUGGAGCACGAGGGUGAAAUCAAGGUUAUACCUCUGAACAGGGAACUGUAUGUGUCGCUAUCGCUUUAUAUACAAAUGAGUGUGGCAGAUGGACAAGGGUCUCAGGCUUACAGCAGAUUGGAAUUGAGAUUCUUGGAUUCAUUUCGUUUUAUGGCAGCCAGUUUGGAAUCGCUGGCCGAGAAUUUGACUGACAAAGAGUUUCACAUUGUGCGUUCGAUGUUUCCCAACGACGAGCAAUUCAAGCUGAUGAGAAAGAAAGGCAUUUAUCCCUAUGAUUACAUUUCCUCGCAUGAGAAGCUAAACGAAAAGGACUUGCCUGCUAGAGAGGCCUUUUACAAUUCAAUGAGCGAUGAAGAGUGCACAGUGGCAGAGUAUCAGCAUGCCCAGCAGGUGUGGGCCAAAUUCAAUUGCGAAUCUCUUAAGGAUUAUAUGGAGCUGUACCUAAAGGCAGAUGUCCUGAUACUGGCCGAUGUAUUUGAGAACUUUAGAGCGCUUUGCCGCAGCAUACAUUGUUUGGAUGCCUGUCAUUAUUUUACGGCACCGGGUCUUUCUUGGGAUGCCAUGCUGCGUAUGACAGAAAUCAAUUUGGAGCUGCUCACCGAUAUAGAUAUGUUCAAUUUCUUUAAGCACGGCAUCAGAGGCGGCCUAGUCCAAUGCUGCAAAAGGCACACAGUGGCAAAUAACAAAUACAUGAGUGCCUAUGACGAGAGCAAACCUUCGGUGUGCCUCAUGUAUUUGGAUGCCAAUAAUUUAUAUGGCUAUGCCAUGUCGCAAUGUCUGCCCUACGGUGGCUUCAAAUGGGAGGAGGGAAUUGAUUUCGAGAAGUUCUCCCGCCAAGAGUUUAUAGAAAGCAUUGCCGCGAAGGGCGAUCAGGGCUUUAUGUAUGAAGUUGAUCUGGAGUAUCCUUCGCAUUUACACGAUGCCCACAAUGACUUGCCCUUUUGUGCCGAAAACAAAUUGGUCCAGGGCUCUAAAUGCAGGAAAUUAAUAGCAGAUCUUAACCCCAAACAGGCAUAUCGCCUACAUUAUCGCAGUCUACAGCAAUGCCUGCGACAUGGUCUACAAUUGAAAAACGUUAGACGCAUCUUAUCCUUCUGCCAAAAGCCAUGGCUGGAGAAGUACAUUAUGGAAAACAACCGUCAUAGGGCGCUGGCUAAAAAUGCCUUUGAAAAGGAUUUCUUUAAGCUGCUCAACAAUGCUGUCUACGGCAAGACCAUGGAAAAUGUGGACAAACGCAAGGAUGUGCGCAUUGUCAACCAUUGGGAACGCACCAACAAGAAUCGUUUGGGUGCCCGAGAUUUCAUUGCCAAACCAAAUUUCCAUAGUCUGACUGUGUUUUCGGAAGAUAUGGCGGCCAUACAAAUGAAUCGUCUCUCUGUCCUCUACGACAAACCCAUCUAUCUGGGCUUUAGUGUAUUGGAUCUUUCCAAGUGGAAGAUGUAUGACUUCCAUUAUGAUUUCAUGAAAAAGAAAUUCGGCGAUAGUCUAUCGCUCAAUUAUAUGGACACAGAUUCAUUUGUUUACACAUUCCAGGAGCAAAACUUUUAUGAAUCCCUAACCCAAAAUGAUUUGGAGACCCAAUUUGAUACCUCUGAAUAUGAGCCAGAUAAUCAAUUCAAUUUUCCCCCGGUCAACAAGAAAGUGUUGGGCAUGAUGAAGGAUGAAAAUUGUGGAAAAAUUAUGACCGAGUUUGUGGGUCUGAGAUCCAAGAUGUAUGCCAUCAAUGUGGAAAAUUCCAAGCAAAUAAAAAAAUCCAAGGGUGUCAAGAAGGCCAUACUCAAAAGAUACACCAUUGAUACUUACCGCCAGGUGUUGAUGGAAAAACGAAAACUCUAUGCUGACAUGUUGACUUUUAGAUCUCACAAACAUGAGGUCUACACGCAGAGCAUAAACAAAGUAACCCUAUGCGGUGAUGAUGACAAGAGGUAUAUAGCACCCAAUGGCAUUGAUACGUAUGCCUGGGGUCAUUAUAAGAUAGCCGAAAUUGAAGCAGCAAAGGAAGAGGCUCCCAGUCUACCCAUGGAAGUUGAGGAGAAUUGUAACUAGUAGUAAUUUUUUCAUAGGGAAAAAAUAUUAAGAAAAUCAUAUUGUCGAUUUUUUUCUUUAAGUUUUUAUUACAGCAAAAAAGGAUUAAAUUAAAAAAAAUUAAAAUAUGCAUAAACAGCAUUUUUCCAUUGUGAAAUACUUUCAUUUUCCCAGAAAUUAUGA
This is a messenger RNA of Stomoxys calcitrans (stable fly), 4466 nucleotides long. RefSeq lists its product as uncharacterized. The record is from RefSeq and is a predicted model, not a curated record. The coding region runs from base 132 to 4304 and encodes 1390 amino acids. The transcript has 3 exons. NCBI's taxonomy places the organism in Eukaryota, Metazoa, Arthropoda, Insecta, Diptera, Muscidae.